AUGAAAGCUGCCAUUGGCACCGUGGUGCUUGUGGCGUCACUGUUUUGUGGCGUCGCAACAGCAUCUUCUUAUGUAGUUGCACCAGUUUGCUCAAAGGUGAGCCAUCUGGUGAAACUCUGGCCUGAUUAUUCUGACAAUCGCUGGUUCUUCCAAUGCACCCAACUAAACGAACGUGCUACCAGGAUGCCAUGUGCUCCUGGAACAUUCUUCAAAUUUGACUACCAGGUAUGUGUAACCGAAGAUUUGUGGAGGCCUCAUCCGUAUCCACCAGUUGGACCCGGAUAUCCUGAUCCCACUCCAGCGCCUACAUCAAAACCAACCCAAAAACCUACUGAGAAACCCACAGAGGCGCCAACUGACAAACCCACUGCAGAGCCUACUAUAGCACCAACUGAAGAGCCUACUGAAAUUCCUACCCAUAAACCAACUCACCCACCAACACAUAAGCCUACUGAGAUGCCUACUGAAAUUCCUACUCAUAAACCAACUCACCCGCCAACACAUAAGCCCACUGAGGCACCCACUGUAGAACCAACUCAUAAACCCACAGCUAGUCCUACUGAUGCUCCUACUGAAACUCCAACACAUGAACCAACACACAGGCCAACACAUAAACCAACUCAAAAACCUACAGAGGCACCUACCGAAAAACCAACCCAUAAACCCACAGCACAACCCACUGAUGCUCCUACUGAAACUCCAACUCAUGCACCAACCCAUAGGCCAACACACAAGCCGACACAUAAACCUACAGAGGCACCCACUGAAGAACCAACUCAUAAACCUACAGCAGAGCCUACUGAGGUUCCUACUGAAACUCCAACCCAUGAACCAACACACAGGCCAACACAUAAACCUACUGCGGCACCUACUGAAGAACCAACUCAUAAACCUACAGCAAAACCUACUGAGGUUCCUACUGAAACUCCAACUCAUGAACCAACACAAAGGCCAACACAUAAACCUACGGCGGCACCUACUGAGGAACCAACUCAUGAACCAACAGCAAAGCCAACCGCAGCCCCUACUGAAAAACCUACCCAUAAACCAACCGAAAGCCCUGAGACUGAGCCACCACCAAAACCCACUGAUAAGCCGACUGAUAAACCUACUGAAGAGCCAACACACAAACCAACUCAUAAACCAACUCACAGACCAACUCACAGACCAACUCACAGACCAACUCACAGACCAACUCACAGACCAACUCACAGACCAACCCACAGACCAACACAUAGACCAACUCACAGACCUACUAGACCAACACAUAAACCUACCAGGCCAACUCGCCCCACUCACAAACCCACUAAGCCUACCCACCCAACUCACAGACCUACAAGACCGACUCGCCCAACCCAUAGACCAACACGCCCUACUCACAGACCCACCAGGCCAACUCAUUGGCCAUCAAGGCCAACUAAGCCAGGACACCAUUGGCCUCCACAUUGGUGGCCUACACACAAGCCAGGACACCAUUGGCCUCCACACUGGUGGCCCACACACAAGCCUGGUAGGCCCACUCACAGACCUACUCAUAAGCCAUCGAAGCCAACACACCCAACUCGGCCCAGCAAACCAACUAAGCCCGGACAUCACUGGCCUCCACACUGGUGGCCGACCCACAAACCAGGACACCACUGGCCACCUCAUAAACCUGAUCAUGGAUCGGGACACCAUGGAUCGGGACACCAUGGAUCGGGACACCAUGGGUCGGGACACCAUGGAUCAGGAGACCAUGGAUCGGGACACCAUGGAUCGGGACACCAUGGUUCAGGACACGACGGACCAGGACACCACAGUCCAUUAGAAAAUGAAACUGGACCGCAAUUGUUGGAAAUUCCAAUCAAAAGCAUAUUUUAA
Ctenocephalides felis (cat flea) is the source of this 1860-nucleotide messenger RNA. RefSeq names its product cell surface glycoprotein 1-like. Lineage: Eukaryota; Metazoa; Arthropoda; Insecta; Siphonaptera; Pulicidae. Gene Ontology annotation, molecular function: chitin binding. The record is from RefSeq and is a predicted model, not a curated record. The transcript has 3 exons. The coding region runs from base 1 to 1860 and encodes 619 amino acids.